GGCUGUCACGAUUAGACGUUAUUUAUCAAUUAGCAAAUUUUGAUAACAAAGGUAUUAAAGUUUAAGGUUAAUCACGUUAGGUAUGUCUCAUAUAGAACACAAUGGUGAACCUGGUUGCAAGACAUCCGCUGAAGAAAAUCAUCUUUACCGUAAUACUUGGGACCCAACUUCAUAUUGGGAGUGUGAACUUCAAGGCCAACCUGCAAAAAUAAGACGUUGCAAACCGAAUAAGUUAUUCUCUGAUAAGUUUGGAAAAUGUGUUAAUUGGCAAGAUUGGGAAUGGACAGAACCAAAAGAACCACCUAGUAGACCUUAAAAAUUGAAUAGUGUGAAAGAAACUACAACUAAAAACACACGUCUGUUCGGUUUUAGAAUAAAUAUAAGACUCCUUUAUUUUCUAUAAUUUUUGCUCUUAAAUACUAAAUUUUACAUAGUCUAAUAAUUUGGUUUAAUUAGGUUUUUCUUUUAGGUACAAGGUUAAAGGAAAUGUCCCUUAACCUUUUUCUUUGUUACCUUAUUUAAUUACUUCCUUUUCCUUUACAUUUUUAACUAAUCCCUGUUAUUACAUUUCAUAUUUUAAUGUCUAA
Molecule: messenger RNA, 587 nt
Organism: Teleopsis dalmanni
Lineage: Eukaryota; Metazoa; Arthropoda; Insecta; Diptera; Diopsidae
Exons: 2
Coding region: 83-316 (77 amino acids)
Molecular function (GO): chitin binding
Source: RefSeq, a predicted model, not a curated record